Messenger RNA from Vicia faba (fava bean), 1992 nucleotides. The record is from the annotation of a GenBank genome assembly. NCBI's taxonomy places the organism in Eukaryota, Viridiplantae, Streptophyta, Magnoliopsida, Fabales, Fabaceae.
AUGGCUUAUGGUCUUCACAAAAUGGGUGUUUCACAGGGUAAUGUUGUUUUGCUUUUACUUCCCAACUCAAUUUACUAUCCCAUUAUACAAUUAGGUGUUAUGUAUCUAGGUGCUGUUGUUACACCAUUGAAUCCUGUCAGUAGUGUUGCUGAAAUUCGUAAGCAGGUUAAUGAGUGUGGUGUGAGUUUUGCUUUUACUAUACCCGAAUAUUUUAAGAAACUAGAGCCAUUCAACAUUCCAAAUAUUAUUGUGCCAGAAAAUGAAAAGGAUUUGAAGCCAGUUAUUAAACAAGAAGACACUGCUGAUAUAUUGUAUUCUUCUGGUACUACAGGUGUUAGCAAAGGAGUUGUUUUAACGCGUAGAAAUUUAAUUGCUAUGGUUGAACUAUUUGCGAGGUUUCAAGCUUCUUCUUCUUCUUCUUCCAAAAAUGUGUUUCUAGCUGGUUUACCAAUGUUUCAUAUAUUUGGUUUAUCGCUCACUACUACCGGAUUACUGUCGUUGGGUUCUACGAUUGUUGUAAUGAAAAAAUUUCAAAUUGACGAGGCUAUUAGGGUGAUUGAUGAAUACAAUGUUACACACUUUGAUGUUGUUCCACCCAUGUUAGUGACAUUGACAGAAAAGGCGAAGCGGGUUAAUGGAAGUAAGUUGCUGAGUUUGAGACGUGUUUUAUGCGGCGCCGCGCCUUUAACCACAACAAUUAUAAAUGAAUUUUUCCAAGUUUUCCCUAAUGUUGAUUUAAUACAGGCUUAUGGAAUGACUGAGUCUGCUGCAGUAGGAAGUUGCUGCUUCGAUAGUGACAAGUUUCACAACUAUUCUUCAGUAGGAUUGUUAGCUCCAAACAUGGAGGCAAAAGUGGUAGACGUGAACAAUGGUGCACUUUUGCCCCCAGGAAGAAGUGGCGGGCUUUGGUUGCGAGGGCCUUCGAUUACGAAAGGAUAUUUAAAUAACGAAGAAGCUACGAUGACAUCAAUUGAUAAAGAUGGCUGGCUUAAUACCGGAGAUAUUGUUUAUUUUGAUGAGAAUGGAUAUUUGUAUUUAUGUGAUCGUUUGAAAGACAUGAUCAAAUACAAGGGCUUUCAGAUUGCUCCUGCUGAUUUAGAAGCUGUGGUAUUGUCAGCUACGAAUGAGGAAGGUCGAGUUAAAGGGGAGAACUCCAUUGAACAUGUCACAUAUGAGGAAGAUGCUAUUGAUGCUGACGACAAUGAUGAGAGACUUACUAAAUCAUCUAAUGCUUCUGAUAAAGCAUUUGAGGUCUUACUUACUAUGCAAGGGAAACAACAUAUUGAAUCUUCUAGCAAAGUAAACAAUAUCAAGCAUCGUGACGAAACACCGCCUGAUGUUCGAGUACGGAAACUAAAGGAUCAGCUCAUCCAAGCUAAAGUUUAUCUUUCCCUUCAGGCAGUUAGGAACAUUCCCCAUCUCACUUGGGAACUUCGGCUACGGGUAAAGGAAGUUUCACGAACAAUUGGAGAGGCAAGCAAAGAUUCUGACUUGCCAAGGAAUGCAAAUGAGAGAAUGAAGGCAAUAGAGCAAUCAUUGAUGAAAGCAAGGCAAAUUCAAGAUGAUUGUGCCACAUCCGUGAAGAAGCUUAGGGCUAUGCUCCACUCAUCAGAGGACCAGCUUCGCGUGCACAAGAAACAGACCUUAUUCUUAACACAGUUGACAGCUAAAACACUGCCUAAAGGUCUCCAUUGUCUUCCGUUGCGCCUUACAACUGAAUACUAUAACUUGAACUCUUCUCAGCAACAAUUCCCCAAUCAAGAGAAGUUAGAAGACCCUGGACUAUACCAUUAUGCAAUAUUCUCAGAUAACAUAUUGGCCACAGCUGUUGUUGUGAAUUCUACUGCUGCCCGUGCUAAGGAUUCCUCCAAACAUGUUUUCCACAUUGUAACUGAUAGGCUCAAUUAUGCGGAAAUGAGGAUGUGGUUUUUGGCCAAUCCACCUGGAAAGGCGGCAGUUCAAGUUCAAAACAUUGAAGAUUUGCAUGGUUGA